AUGGCUUCUUCAGUGACUUCCUCCUCAUCUUCUGGUGCUAAGAACCAGGUUUCAGGUGACGAUACUCACCUAGAAUCUCGUGCAUGGAGGCUCCGCAAAUGGCUCUUCUCCUCCGAUCCUAUCGAGCAACAGCGUAAUGACGUCUCCAGUGAAACCACUGCCAAAGAGGAAAUUUCUGAUAUUGCCAAGGAAGUCGACAAUGAUACCUCAUCUGCUGAAACCGAAUAUGAGUUUAACGCCGACGACAUCAAGGAAGUGGUAAUGGUUGAUGAUGUCACCGACAUGCCUGCCAACACCUUGAGAAUGUGGGUGUUGGCUGUUGUGUUGAGUUCUGUCAUUGCUGGUGUCGAUGCUUUCUUCACCUUGCGUUUCCCUUCCAUUGCAAUUGGUGGUAUUGUAGCCCAGCUUCUCGCAUACCCACUUGGUACCUUGUGGCACAAGAUUGUUCCUGACUUCAGAAUUGGAACAAAGUCAUUCGGAGUCUCAUUGAACCCGGGCCCAUUCAACAUCAAGGAACACACCUUGAUCUUCAUGUUUGCCAACACCGUGACUUCCACCAGACUUGUGAACAUCACGAUUGCUGAACAGCUCAAGUUCUUCAACUUCAACUACGGUGUGGGAAGAGCUAUUCUUUUCAACGUUGCAUCUUUCAUGAUUUCUUGGUGCUGGUGUGGUCUUUCCAUCCCAAUCUUGGUCGACAACCCCGAUGUGGUCUGGCCUGGUAUUUUGUCUUCGUGUGCUUUGAUGAAGACCUUGCACUCUGAUGAAAAUCCAUACGUUCCAAACUGGAAGAUCUCUCGUCUUCAAUACUUUUCUGUGAUUUUCGUCUUGUCAUUCGUGUGGUACUUCUUCUCCGAUUUCAUCUUCCCAUUCAUUGCCAACAUCGGUGCUUUCCUUACCUGGGCCGUGCCAACCAACGCUGUGGUGGGCCAGGUUUUCGGUACUCUGAACGGUCUUGCUCUUUUACCAAUUUCGUUUGAUUGGUCUACUAUCUCUAACAUUUCCAACCCAUUGACUGUGCCAUACGUCUACGGAAUGUCUAUUUUCGCUUCCUUUGUUUUCUGGGUCUGGAUUGUCAUCCCAGGUCUCUACUACAGAAACCACUGGCAGACUGCCCACUUCCCAAUCAUGACCAAUGCCAUUUUCAACACCAACGGUACCUCAUACCUUCCAGCCAAGGUCGUCAACAAGAAGUACGAACUUGACAUCGCAAAGUUUAAGAAGUACUCUCCAGUCAUGCUUCCAAUUGGUUUCCUCAUGACCACUGCCUUGUCUCUUGCCGCUUUCUCGUCCAUGGUAGUGAUGAUCAUCUACAAUUUCAAGGACUCUGUCAUUCAACCAUUGCAGAGAGUCAAGGUCGACAUCCACUCUCAGCUUAUUCUGAAGUACAGAAGAGUGCCAGCCAUUUUCUACUUUGUUUCGGGUCUUAUUGGUUUGGCUCUCGGUAUUUUGUUUGUCGAGGGAUGGAACAGAGAAACUCAGCUUGAUGUCGGUGGAUUCAUUGUUGCUCUCGUGUUGGGUGGUCUUCUUUACAUUCCUUUGUGUCUUAUUGAAGCCAAGAGUACUGUUGUCAUUAGUUUGCAGGCUUUCUUCAACUUGGUCGGUGCCUUCUGGUUCCACGGUAAGCCAAUGGCUGUCAUGUACUUCAUGAUGUUCGGUUUCGGUACCCUUCAGCACGCUGAGCACAUGUCGCAGGGUGCCAAGUUGGGUCACUACCUUAAGACUCCUCCAGUGGUGACCAUGCUUGUUCUUUUCGCUGCUGGUAUUUGGGCUUCUCUUCUUAAUGCCGGUGUAACUGUCUUCUUGUUGAAUCACAUCUCUGAUGUUUGUCAGACUGAUGCUAAGAACAACAUGACAUGUAGAACCCAGAGAACUUCCUUCAACCAACAUUUGGUUUGGGGUUUGUUCGGUGACCAUAUUUUCGCUGCUGGUGGAAGAUACUCUUUCAUUCUUUGGUUCUUCUUGGUUGGUGCUGUUGUCGCCCUUGGUGUCAUUGCCCUUAAGAAAUUCUACCCUCAAAACAAGGUUGUCCAGUGCCUUAACCCAACAUUGCUUGUCAGUGGUGCUGGUAAGAUCCCAACCUCCACUGGUCUCCAGUAUGGCUCGUGGUUCGCUGUGAUCCUUGGUUUCAACUACUUUAUUCACAAGUACAAGAAUGCUUGGUGGAGAAAGUAUAACUUGGUCACGGCCGUUGGUCUUGACUGCGGUGUCGCUAUCGCCGGUAUUCUCGUUUUCUUCUGUAUUACCUACACUGGUGCUGGUGAUCAUUACAGCUGGUGGGCCACCAAUGUGGUCAACACUGGUUGUGAUGCCAAUGCCUGUGCCUACUUGCCUAAGAAGACUAUCAAGCACCCAAGUGGAUGGUAA
Molecule: messenger RNA, 2367 nt
Organism: Sungouiella intermedia
Lineage: Eukaryota; Fungi; Ascomycota; Pichiomycetes; Serinales; Metschnikowiaceae
Source: the annotation of a GenBank genome assembly